AUGGGUUGGGCAAUAGCACUUCACGGUGGCGCCGGUGACAUUCCACGUUCGCUACCUUUAGAACGCCGCGAGACGCGGGAGGCUGCUAUCCGCCACUGCCUCCAGAUCGGCGUCGAUGCUCUCAAAGCUCAUCGAUCCCCACUCGACGUCGUUGAAGUCGUGGUUCGUGAAUUAGAAAACCAUCCGCAUUUUAAUGCUGGUCGAGGGUCUGUUUUGACGAGCAAUGGGACUGUCGAAAUGGAAGCUUGUAUCAUGGAUGGAAAUACGAAGAGAUGUGGGGCUGUUUCCGGUCUGAUUACUGUUAAAAACCCUAUAUCUUUAGCGAGGCUAGUUAUGGAGAAAACUCCUCAUAUUUAUCUUGGAUUUGAUGGGGCGGAGGCAUUUGCAAGGGAACAAGGGGUUGAAAUGGUAGAUUCGACUCAUUUUAUAACUCCAGAAAAUAUCGAGAGACUGAAACAAGCAAAAAAAGCUAACAGAGUUCAGCUUGACUAUACACAACCCAUAAAAAAAGUUGAUGAAAUACCAGUUUCUGAUGGGGAUAGUCAAAUUGGCACAGUUGGUUGUGUGGCUGUUGAUGGUCAUGGAAAUCUAGCUACUGCUACAUCUACUGGCGGAUUUGUUAAUAAGAUGGUUGGGAGGAUUGGUGAUACACCCAUUGUUGGGGCAGGGACGUAUGCGAACAAUUUUUGUGCAGUCUCGGCUACUGGUAAAGGGGAAGCUAUUAUUCGUGGUACUAUUGCAAGAGAUGUGGCCGCACUUAUGGAGUAUAAAGGGCUUUCUCUGAAGGAUGCGGCAAAGUACGUUGUAGAGGGAGCACCAAGUGGCACCACUGGCUUGAUUGCUGUCUCGGCCAAAGGGGAAGUUACAAUGCCAUUAAAUACAAGUGGUAUGUACAGAGCAUGUGCUACCGAAGAUGGUUAUACUGAAAUGGCUAUUUGGCCAGGUGAGACAUGUGAUUGA
This is a messenger RNA of Fraxinus pennsylvanica, 960 nucleotides long. The record is from the annotation of a GenBank genome assembly. NCBI's taxonomy places the organism in Eukaryota, Viridiplantae, Streptophyta, Magnoliopsida, Lamiales, Oleaceae.